Anolis carolinensis (green anole) is the source of this 3450-nucleotide messenger RNA. It is a transcript of the gene prr13, whose product is annotated as proline rich 13. NCBI's taxonomy places the organism in Eukaryota, Metazoa, Chordata, Lepidosauria, Squamata, Anolidae. The coding region runs from base 361 to 831 and encodes 156 amino acids. The transcript has 6 exons. The record is from RefSeq and is a predicted model, not a curated record.
ACUGACAGCUCCAAUGCACUCUUGGAUUGAUUGGCUGUAUGACUAGCCAAAGGGCUCCAGGAUGCUUCCCAGCUGCAUUGGAGCAGCUUCAAAGUUCUCGAAAUUAUAUUUACAGUAUCUGCCUAUAGGAAGGGAGCGCUGAGAGCCGCAAGCCAAUGGGAACGAGAGAGGUGGAGAUGGAAUCAGGUUCCAGGAAGUGGCGGCUUCAGAGUUGAAUUGAGUGAAGCAGGAACAGAAAAGGGCUGAAGUGUUACUCUGCAGAUUUGGACUGCUACCGGCAAUCAGUAACAUCUGGAGGGCAACACUUUGCCUACCCCUGAUUUUAAUCAAAGGUGACAGACACUUCUCUUCUGUAAGACCAUGUGGGAUCCCAAUGCAGGCCAGCCAGGCACCUACCCUGGAGCAGCCUAUCCUCCUAACCCUUCUUACCCAUCUGGCUUUAACCCUGCACACGCUCCUCCUGUGAACCCCGCCUUCCCUCCAGGGCCUGUCCCUGCUGGCUCCUACCCAGCUCUGCCCGGAGGCAUUCCAGGGCAGCCUGCUUAUCCGCCAGGGCACCCCAUUCAGCCUCCCUAUCCUGGGCACCAACCUGGUUACCCUGUCCCACCUGGUGGCCCCUACCCUCCGCCUGCCCCCGGCAUGCCUGGAGGAAUGGGGGUUAACCCUUUGAUGCCUGGGGGCAUUGCCAUGGGGCCGAUGGAUAAGAAGGCCGAAAAGAAGAUGAGGAAGAAGAUGAAGAAGGCCCACAAGAAGAUGCACAAGCCCCACAAGCUCCACAAGCUCCAUGGCAAGCAUUCCUCCUCCUCUUCCAGCAGCAGUGACUCCGACUGAGGCCAGCCCUUCCUUCCAAGCUGCAUCCUAUCCUUGCGCCCCUCUUCUUGCCUCCCACUUAAAUCUACUGAAUUGUCAUUGGAUAAAAACAGCACCUGCUUUCUGCCUUGCGGACUUGAGCCAAAUAUCAAGCUUAUCUCAUUGGCCCAUGGACUCCUCUACGAAGCUUGGGGUUGCUAGUUGAUCAGGGAUGGUGUGAUUGCACUGCUGCAUCUUAAUAAAUCUAAGUGGUAGACCAACCCAGUCACCUUAAAAAGAGAGCGCAUCUGCAAACAUAGUAGCACCCUUUAGCCUCCUGUAAUGCAAAUCAUAGAGCCAUACAACACACCUGAGCUUUCUCAGAGGCUCCAAGCACCUGGAGUCCAGUUGAAUGAUCCCUUUAAGUUUAAGCUGAGGUUAUGAUUUCAGGAUCCUGGACCUAAGUGCUAUUAAAAAUCAUUUGCACUUCCCCCUCUCCCUCUUUAAAGGAGAGGGGACCUCAUAUUUGAAAUGCAUUUGGAGAAGGCAUUUUGCUCAUUUAGCAUAAACAACAACGAUAAGUUUUGCUAAAUGACAAAAUAUGUUUGAUCAGCAAUGAUCUCCUUGAAGGGCACACAUAUUUAGUAUCUCCAUACUUCAAUUUAGUGUCUGAGUUCUUUUUUUUCUUUCAUGAAAUGUCUUGUUUGGGAUGCAUCUUACGAAAGUUGGUUUGUUUUCUUUGUUUUUCUACUUUGGUGUGAGAAAAAAACACAUGAGCAAGUCAGUAACCCUCAGACCCCCCUUCUACACUGCCGUGCACCCCAGGAUCUGAUCCCAUAUUAUCUGAUUAUCUCAGAUUAUAUGGCAGUCAGGCAUGUAGCCGGGAGGGUGGGGGGCUUGAGUGGCUUCAGCCCCCCCCCCCCCCGAAAUUCUCAGGGUGGUCUGCGAGAAGGCCUUACAUUUAUUAUUUAAACUGUUAUGUUUGUACAUAUCAUGAUCUGAUCACCAUGCUCAAUAUAUAUAUAUAUAUAUAUAUAUAUAUAUAUAUAUAUAUAUAUACACACACACACACACACACACACACACACACACACACACAUACACACAUACAUACAUACAGUAGAGUCUCACUUAUCCAAGCUAAACGGGGCGCCAGAAGCUUGGAUAAGCGAAUAUCUUGGAUUAUAAGGAAGGAUUAAGGAAAAGCCUACUAAACAUCAAAUUAGGUUAUGAUUUUAUAAAUUAAGCACCAAAACUUCAUGUUAUACAACAAAUUUGACAGAAAAAGUAGUUCAAUACACAGUAAUGUUAUGUUGUAAUUACUGUAUUUACGAAUUUAGCAGAAAAAUAUAACGAUAUAUUGAAAACGUUGACUACAAAAAUGGCUUGGAUUAUCCAGAGGCUUGGAUAAGCGAGGCUUGGAUAAGUGAGACUCUCUCUCUCUAUAUAUAUAUGUAUAUAUAUGGGCCCCUGGUGGCACAGUGCGUUAAAGAGCUGAGUUGCUGAACUUGCGGACCAAAAGGUGCCAGGUUCAAAUCCCGGGAGCGGAAUGAGCGCCCGCUGUUAGCCCAGCUCCUGCCAACCUAGCAGUUUGAAAACAUGCAAAUGUGAGUAGAUCAAUAGGUACCGCUCCGGCGGGAAGGUAACGGCGCUCCAUGCAGUCAUGCCGGCCACAUGACCUUGGAGGUGUCUACAGACAACGCCGGCUCUUCGGCUUAGAAAUGGAGAUGAGCACCAAUCCCCAGAGUCGGUCACGACUGGACUUAACGUCAGAGGAAAACCUUUACCUUUUACGUAUGGGGGUAUUGGGAUAAUGAUACAAAAGGUUUGCCAGGGUAGAUCCUCUCUCACUCAGACUCAGCCCCCCCCCCCCCCCGCCGAACCAAAAUCCCCCCUUCCCCCCCUCCCCGAAUCAAAAUCCUGGCUACAGUACUGAUGGCAGUGGAGACUCAUAUAAUCCAAUUCAAAGUAGAUAAUCUUGAAUCAGAUCCUGGCAUAUAGGGCAGUGUAGAUCCAGUCUCAGUGAGCUUAACUAUAGCAUUACAUUUGUGGGCAUGUAUUUGAUUGGACCAAAGAUUAUCUGAUCUGAGGUGGUUGAGUGUCUAGAAUGGGAUAGUGUGACCAUAAAGGCACUCUUUACAGAUUUUAUAUAUCACAUGCUGCAAGCUAUUGCAUCAGGAAGAAGCCUGUUCUUUCUGUUUACCCCAAGGUGUCUUCCAUGCAUGGAAAGUGUUGCUUACGUAGAUGAUACCCAGAUCUGCAAACUGGUCAGCCAGUUAAAAAGUAUAUGUCCUACAGGGAUGGGUAACUGUUUUACCCAAGCUGUGUUGGACUACAGCUCCUACAAUGUCUUUGGGGCUGAUGGGCAAAAUGAUAUGGACAGCCGAAUGUUCCCUUCUGUCCAGUAUGCUUUACCGGGGCCGUAUGGACUAUAGUGAAGAAAGACUUCUGAGAAGUAAAAUUCUGUGACUUUACUCUCCUUGGGGAACAGAUAUUGAAACCAAAAUGGGACCAUAUCUUCGUAUGAAUGUGUGUGUAUCCUAUAUCAUAUUCUUCUCUCCGCCGUCCAGCACUCUGGCAAUGGAAGCAGCAUGGCCAAUUCUACCUGUCUUGUAUUUGUUGUCUCUCAAUAAAAGAUAUUGAUAUUAAUACUCAACUAAA